Molecule: messenger RNA, 1605 nt
Organism: Polyodon spathula (Mississippi paddlefish)
Lineage: Eukaryota; Metazoa; Chordata; Actinopteri; Acipenseriformes; Polyodontidae
Product: zona pellucida sperm-binding protein 3-like
Exons: 12
Coding region: 1-1605 (534 amino acids)
Biological process (GO): binding of sperm to zona pellucida; positive regulation of acrosome reaction; egg coat formation
Cellular component (GO): extracellular matrix
Molecular function (GO): acrosin binding
Source: RefSeq, a predicted model, not a curated record
AUGCCACCGCCUGCAUGCCACCACCUGGGGAUGUCGCCUGGGGAUGUUGCUGGCCUGCCUUUGCCUUUGCCUGGGGUCAUCAGCCUGCCUUCACCCGGGGUCGUCAGCUUGCUGUCGCCCAGGGUCGUCAGCCUGCCAUCCUCUGGGGUCACCUGUCUGCCUUCACCUGGGGUCGCCUGCCUGCCGUCGCCCGGGGUUACCUGCUUGCCACUGCCUGAGAUUGCUAGCUUGCCUGUGUCUGAGAUUGCAAGCGUGCCACUGCCCGGGAUUGCCUGUUUGCCACAGCCCAGGGCUGUUUGUUUGCCACAGCCCCAGCAGCCUCUGGCGCCUCUCCUGGGAGCCCUGUCUCAGGGCUACUGCGAGCGGCAUCAUCCCAGACUCUGCUCCAAGUCCAGCACCGGUGCAACGAAACCUGGAGUGUUAGCAAGGCAACAAGCUGUGAGUACAGCCUGCGGCGUGGACUCGGUGGCUGUGAGGGUGUUGUUGGAUUAUUUUCGGCCGGCGUUACCUCUGGACCCGAGUGGCCUCCUGCUGGGAACCUGCCCUCCAUCCAGCAGCAGCGCCGGUAAUAACAUGGUGGUGUUCCAGUACGGCCUGCUGGACUGCCGCUUUAUGCGCAUGGUUACUGCCAACCUUACCAGUUACAUGAAUGUGCUGACCUACAAGCCCACCCAGAGUGGCUUCUACCAGACUCCCUUCAAUCAGGCUAUUGUGUGCACCUAUACCAGACCUGCUGGCUGGACUCCUCCAGUGUAUAACCCUGCACUUGGGGAUGCCUCUGGGUUUGGGAAGCUGGAAUUUAGCAUGGGGAUUAUGAAUGAUGACUUCUCAGCCCCACGCACCUCCAGUCUAUUCUUCCUGGGGUCCCCCAUCUUCAUUGCAGCUGCAGUGAAGCAGCAAUUCCACAUGCCGCUGAUGGUCUACAUGGAAGCGUGUGUUGCUGCAAGCACUCCAGAGCUGAGCCCUUCAAGCCAGACCUACCCGCUCAUCACCAACCAUGGAUGCUUUGUAGAUGGACAGACUGGUAACUCCAGGUUUCUGCCCCGAGUCCAGACCUCCGAGAUCCGUCUGGUUGUCCAGGCUUUCAAGUUUACACAACGGAAUACAGAUGUCUACAUCCAUUGCCGGUUACUGGCCUGGGACCCUGCCCAGCUCAAUGACCCCACCAAGAAAGCCUGUUCAUUCAACCAGAGAACCAGGAGCUGGGAGCUCCUGGAUAACCCUGGUCGGAGCUCUGUGUGCAGCUGCUGUACCUCCAACUGCAGUCUGAGGAAGAGGAGGGACACGGCUGAGGAGGGGCUGAGACACACUGCAGUGCUUGGACCCCUGAGGAUCCUUCCUGAAGAGCUGUCUGCUGGAAGCCAGGAAUUCUACCAGAGGAGCCCUGCUCUGUCACUGGAGGAGCCCCAACAGGCUCUGGCCUGGCUGCCUGUCCUGGCUGCUCCCCUGCUGCUUAUGGCUCUCCUGGGAUCUCUGGCUAUGUGCAUGUGGCAUCAUCGUGGACUCUGCUCCACGUCCAGCAGUGAGCUUCUCAUUCCUGUCCCCACUGAAAUGCACACAGCAGUUGGCGCUGUUUCCAGCAGCACUACAGCACAGCAAUUCUGA